This is a messenger RNA of Chinchilla lanigera (long-tailed chinchilla), 3236 nucleotides long. RefSeq names its product endothelin converting enzyme 2 (gene Ece2). Gene Ontology annotation, biological process: protein processing. Lineage: Eukaryota; Metazoa; Chordata; Mammalia; Rodentia; Chinchillidae. The transcript is spliced from 19 exons. Gene Ontology annotation, cellular component: plasma membrane. Gene Ontology annotation, molecular function: metalloendopeptidase activity. The record is from RefSeq and is a predicted model, not a curated record. Bases 59 to 2494 code for a protein of 811 amino acids.
GGCCCCGGAGGGGGUCACCCGGCCGGAGCCCUGAGACGCUGCCCGGCCCGGCUCCACCAUGAACGUCGCGCUGCAGGAGCUGGGCGGCCGCGGCAACAUGGUGGAGUACACGCGGGCCACGCUGCGGGAGGAGGAUGCUCCCGAGACCCCCGGGGAGCGCGGGGCCUCCGCUGACGCCCUGGAGGUGGGCAAGGGGGCUCCCCCUUCUUCACCAGGCCCUGGGCCCGGCCUGACGCCUGGCGCGCCCAGAAGCUCUGGGCUGUUCCGGAGGGCCACCUGCCCCCAGCUCCGCGCCUGCUCUGGCCUCUGCGCUAGGACUACGGUGGGGCUCCGGAAGGGCACAACACAACUCUUAGGCUCACACACACAGCUGGAGCUGGCCUUGAUGGGUGUCUCUCUACUGCUGGCUGCUCUGCUCCUGGGCUGCCUGGUGGCCCUGGGGGUCCAGGACCACAGAGACCCAUCCCGAAGCAUGUGUCUCACGGAAGCCUGCGUUCGAGUGGCCGGGAAAAUCCUGGAGUCCCUGGACCGUGGAGUGAGCCCCUGUGAGGACUUUUACCAGUUCUCCUGCGGAGGCUGGAUUCGGAAGAACCCCCUGCCUGACGGGCGCUCUCGCUGGAACACCUUCAACAGCCUGUGGGACCAGAACCAGGCCAUACUGAAGCACGUGCUUGAGAACGCCACCUUCAACUCUAGCAGCGAAGCCGAGCGGAAGACGCAGCGCUUCUACCUGUCCUGCCUGCAGGUGGAGCGCAUCGAGGAUCUGGGCGCCCAGCCCCUGCGGGACCUCAUUGACAAGAUUGGUGGUUGGAACAUUACGGGUCCCUGGGACCAGGACAACUUCAUGGAGGUUCUGAAGGCAGUGGCGGGGACCUACAGGGCCACCCCCUUCUUCACUGUCUACAUCAGCGCCGACUCUAAGAGUUCCAACAGCAACGUCAUCCAGGUGGACCAGUCUGGGCUCUUCCUGCCCUCGCGAGAUUACUACUUAAACAGAACUGCCAAUGAGAAAGUGCUCACUGCCUACCUGGACUACAUGGAGGAGCUGGGGCUGCUGCUGGGUGGACCGCCAGCCUCCACCCGGGAGCAGAUGUGGCAGGUCCUGGAGCUGGAAACACAGCUGGCCAACAUCACGGUGCCCCAGGACCAACGGCGCGACGAGGAGAAGAUCUAUCACAAGAUGAGCAUCUCGGAGCUGCAGGCUCUGGCGCCCUCGGUGGACUGGCUCGAGUUCCUGUCUUUCUUGCUGGCACCCUUGGAGUUGGGUGACUCUGAGCCUGUGGUGGUGUAUGGCAUGGAUUAUUUGCAGCAGGUGUCAGACCUCAUCAACCGCACAGAACCAAGCGUCCUGAACAAUUACCUGAUUUGGAACCUGGUGCAGAAGACAACCACGAGCCUGGACCGGCGCUUUGAGUCUGCACAAGAGAAGCUGCUGGAGACCUUGUACGGCACGAAGAAGUCCUGCACGCCACGGUGGCAGACCUGUAUCUCCAACACGGAUGAUGCCCUGGGCUUUGCUCUGGGGUCCCUCUUCGUGAAAGCCACAUUUGACCGACAAAGCAAGGAAAUAGCAGAGGGGAUGAUCAGCGAAAUCCGCUCUGCUUUUGAGGAGGCCCUGGACCAGCUGGUUUGGAUGGAUGAGAAGACCCGGCAGGCGGCCAAGGAGAAAGCAGAUGCCAUCUAUGAUAUGAUUGGCUUCCCGGACUUCAUCCUGGAACCUAAGGAGCUGGAUGAUGUGUACGAUGGGUAUGAAGUCUCUGAAGAUUCUUUCUUCCAAAACAUGUUGAACUUGUACAACUUCUCUGCCAAGGUGAUGGCUGACCAGCUCCGAAAGCCUCCCAGCCGAGACCAGUGGAGCAUGACUCCCCAGACGGUGAACGCCUACUACCUUCCAACCAAGAAUGAAAUCGUCUUCCCUGCUGGCAUCCUGCAGGCCCCCUUCUAUGCCCGCAACCACCCCAAGGCCCUGAACUUUGGUGGCAUUGGUGUGGUCAUGGGCCACGAGUUGACACAUGCUUUUGAUGACCAAGGGCGCGAGUAUGACAAGGAAGGGAACCUGAGGCCCUGGUGGCAGAAUGAGUCGCUGGCAGCCUUCCAGAACCACACGGCCUGCAUGGAGGAGCAGUACAAUCAGUACCAGGUCAACGGGGAGAGGCUCAACGGCCGCCAGACCCUGGGGGAGAACAUCGCCGACAAUGGGGGGCUGAAGGCAGCCUACAACGCUUACAAAGCGUGGCUGAGGAAGCACGGGGAGGAGCAGCAGCUGCCAGCCGUGGGGCUCACCAACCACCAGCUCUUCUUCGUGGGAUUUGCCCAGGUGUGGUGCUCGGUCCGCACACCAGAGAGCUCUCACGAGGGGCUGGUGACCGACCCCCACAGCCCUGCCCGCUUCCGUGUGCUGGGCACGCUCUCCAACUCCCGAGACUUCCUGCGCCACUUCGGCUGCCCUGUGGGCUCCCCCAUGAACUCUGGGCAGCUGUGCGAGGUGUGGUAGACUUUGGGGCCGGAGCGGGGAUGGCCGGCUGUCGCUAGGGCCAGGGCCGGGGCCCCUGGGUUAGGAGAAAGCGCACACGAGCUGGGCUGGGCCCAGCACCUCCACAUCGCAGGUGACAAGAGUCCAGGCCCCCCUCCACUACCACACUGUGCCUCUGCUUGGGGGUGGCCCUGCCUCCAGCGGAGCCCCCACCGUUCACUGUGAUAGCCCUCCGUGUCACCCAGCCCGGAGGAGGCCUGGGUCGGGGGCCAGCUCCCGCAGGAAGGAGGCUGCCUCUUACGGCUCCAACUCAGUGAGCUUGCGGGUCGGGGGCCCGCUGUGCCUCCCCAGCUCCUCCUGGACUCACGCAGCGCCCGCUUGGUAGUGGGCUCGGCCCCCACCAGCCCUGCGCGCCUUGUGCUGAUGUCACACACUGCUGCCCACCCUCGCGGGCAGCCCCGCUAUGCUUGGCACUCAGUGGAAGCCAAAGGACCUUUAUUUAAGCUUUCCUGCUGGUCCCAGCCCUGGCUGAGAGGGAAAGUGGGUGUGUAGAGGGUGCUGGUUCCUACCUUUCAGGGCAUGAGUCUUGGGGGUGACAGAGUCUCCCUGGACCAAGCAGACAGAGCAGGGAGAGGGGAGGACAGAGUUUAUUUUUACAGGGAAGAGGGUGGGAGGGUGUGAUCUUGGCCAUGUAGGACCCUAUGCCAAUAAACAGACCCACGUCAGUCAGCCUGUCUCUCCCUUCAGUCCUGUUUUUGUUUAU